AUGCGCUUCCUUGAACCUGAAGCCGAGCAAGAGAUUCUCAAACGCGCUGCCAGUUCCAUUUGUGAAACUGGAAUGGUGGGACUUCCUAUCGCACGACAGCCCCAAAAUAUGAGAGCUGCAGUCUUUCGCUACAUCACUCGGUGGGAACUUGCAUGUGAGGAUUCCCAGAUGGUCGAGCAGAGUACAUUCUGGGACGAAACUACAAAAGGCCAUAUCUUACUUCUUCGGGGCCUUUUUGCAGGAGGUAUCCUUGCUUUUGCGUUUGGGCAAAAACGCUGGAGAGUCAAUUACGGCAUUGAUCCACAUAGAGAGAAAAUGACCAAAUUAGCUGUGCCAUACCGAGCGAAAGAUAGUCCAACACCCCGGUCUGAGUUUAGUCACCCUGAUGUUGUGAUCACACUCACAUGUCUGAGUUAUUACUAUAGUGGCUUGGGUAACGAGGCUCUCUUCUCUACGUUCAGACUACUCGCCAGAUCUGAUAACGCCAAGGCCGAAUAUCAAGACUGGGUCAAGACAGCCCCAGCACUGCCUGAUUCUUUCCGAAGUCUGGAAGGGGUGAACCUACGAGAUCGCGACCAAUGCAUAACAAAGAUUUUCCCGAGCAUCCAAUACUCUAAAGCUACUAUAGACUAUUACUUGUGUCAUCUCGUCUUUGCCAAAGAGUCCAGGGAGUUUCCACACAAGCUGUCUGCCUCAGGGUGGGACCUCGGUAAGAGGAAAAUCAACCCGACGACAGGAUUUAGUGGAACCAACGAUUCUCGAUAUGUAUUGCUGCUCGGAAUGGCCCAACUCGACCUUCCGGAGCAGAAGCAUACUAACGCUCUAGUGCUCGAAUGUUUGCUACGGCCAGAAAACACUAUAGCAUUAACGCCAAGAACUAUGAAAGGCGCUGCUUUGAAUAGCCAGAUGCUUCUCCAAAUGGUUUCGGAAAUGAGCCCCGAAGUUCGCGUGAUUCUCGACGUUGGAGCUCAAGUCAUCGAUCUCAAUAACUUGGAGUUUUCAAAGCAAUGGUUGGCUUUCUAUGAGGGGAGAGCAGAUACCCAGGCUGUAGUUUGCUUCAGCGAUCACGACGAAAUCAUUGUUGUCGAUCGGUUUGGUAAGGUUGAAGAACUCCGGACAUCGCCAUUUGCAGAGCAACUCGAUCUGUGUCUCGUCUUCCUUGACGAAGCUCACACAAGGGGAACUGAUCUGAAGCUUCCCACGUACUAUCGCGCAGUGGUCACAUUGGGUACCGCUUUGACAAAAGACAGGCUGGUACAAGCCUGCAUGCGGAUGCGUAGGCUUGGAGAAGGUCAGUCUGUGGUGUUUUGUGUCCCGUGGGAAAUUGAGCAGAAGAUUGCACAAAGGCAGAGUAAAAAGCGUUCAAGAAACUGUGAUAUCACAGUAUCCGACGUCAUUCGCUGGGCCAUCACAGAAACUUGCCUCGACUUACGAAAAGCUAUACCACUCUGGGUCACACAAGGUGCUCGUUUUGGUAGACAACGAAUAUUCUGGAAUCAAAAAGUACCUCAAGAGGAGGGAUCUUUAUGGGCCAGGAAUUUCCUUGAGAACGAAGCCCUGAGCUUGGAUGAACGCUACCGCCCUUGCAGUGGCCACGCGGGGCUAUCCUCACUUUGGACUCGACUCGACGGUCCUACGGUUGAUAAGCUCCGGGCUCGGUGCGACUCUUUUGGAUUGACCAAGCUACAUACAUCGUCCCUUCAAGAAGAACAAGAACGCGAGCUGUCUCCUGAAACUGAACAAGAACAGCAGGUUGAAAGACCGCCCAAAGUUGACCCAGAAACACACAGUCUUGCCCAGCCUUUGAAAACCUGGGUUUCAAGUGGCUAUUUCCCAGGAGAGACUGAUGUCUUCAGACCGGCUUUUACAACUUUAGCUGAUACCUCUGCAGCACGUCACUUCGAUGUUAGUAGGUUUCCUCGAAACAUCUGGGUCACACGAGACUUUGCCACGACAGUCCAAGUGACCUUCAGGCAUAGCGAUGACUCAGAUUUGUUCCAGCGUUCCGUGCAGUGGAUUCUGACAGGCAACACUAAGUCUGGCACACAUAUCCUUGUAGUCGCCAGUCCUUAUGAGAUUGAAGAGCUGCUUCCUGUCAUCGAAAGCUCUUCACAUGUCGCGCUUCAUCUCUAUGCACCCCGGAUCAAUCUUGGGUUUCAAUCCCUUGAUCACCUUCGACUAUACUGCAUACCAGGCAGUAUGACCAAAUCAAAAAUGCCUGAGGACUCGAUUACGUUCCUUAACCUUUUCGCGGGACAGGUCUACCUGAGGUCUUUCCAAGACUAUAUCCAUGUAUGUGAUUCCCUUGGGCUGGCCUGGGCUGCUGCAGACGAUUCUGUUUGCUUAGGUCCUGAUGGGUUCAUCCUCCCCAACGGCAGUGGAACUCUUGUAAACAGGUCGGGAUUCUCUAAAAGCCCUGUCCAAUUUCUGAAGGUUCUCAUGGAGAAGAUUCGACAGAACUGCAGGGAAAUCACGAGGACCGGCAUGGGGAAGAUUUUCGAAGGUGUGAUCCUACUGGAGGACGAUUUCAAAGGAAGGAAUCUGUCGCUCUGCACUGCUAAGUCUUCAUGUAUUUAG
Fusarium mangiferae is the source of this 2577-nucleotide messenger RNA. RefSeq lists its product as uncharacterized. Lineage: Eukaryota; Fungi; Ascomycota; Sordariomycetes; Hypocreales; Nectriaceae. The transcript has 2 exons. The coding region runs from base 1 to 2577 and encodes 858 amino acids. The record is from RefSeq and is a predicted model, not a curated record.